CGAGUUGUACCGAGACGAAAUUUUCUGCUGAGGGGGGGAGAAUUGUCGAAUGCAAGUUUUGUUUUUUUUUGUUUUUCUGGUUUGAAAAGAAGAAAAAUUCUUUAAUGAAUGAUAAUUUGUGUGUUGAAAGAAUUUUUUUUUGAUUGACAAAGAAUAUUCCAGUGAUACAGCGACAGUAAUUUAUUUUGGUUUGUUUUGUUUGGUUUGGUUGAAAAGUCGAUUUGUCAACCGAAAAAAAAACGAAGAAAAAAUGAGUACAUUAGAUACAGAAAAAGAUGAAGAUCAAUCAUGGGUGUUGGAUUCAUUGGUUGGUUUUCUUAAAAGUCCAUUAUGGUCAACAUCAUUGAAUGAUUUUAUUGAUCGUCAUUCGAUUAUUUUCGAUCCUAAUGAAAUUGAAGAUGAUAAUGGUAAUGUACAAUAUCAACAAGAAUAUUUAGAUAUAUUUCAACAAUAUAGACGUUUAGUUGAUCAAUUAAUUGGUUCACAUAUGCAAGAAUUAGAUAUUAAUGAACAACAAUUUUCACGUGCAUGUCAAUUAGCUGAAGGUAUGCUGGCAACAAAACUGAAACGAAUUCUGUUUGAAGAAUUAUGGGCUGCUGAAGAUUAUGAAGUAUUCGUACGGUUAAUGUCCAAAAGAAAUGUUGAAUUACAAUUAGAAGCAAUGGAAAUUCUUGUACGUAAAUAUGGUCUGGUUUAUGAUGUUUUUGUACCGGUUGGUACAUCACCGAAAAAUUUCCUAAGUGAAGAUCAUAUUUUACGUGAAGCUAUUGUACGAUCGUUGAAUGAUUUAGAAUUAGAACAUGAUAAAGAUGAUGUGGAUGAUGAAUCGAAACCUAACCGUGGAAAAGUAAUCAGAAAAAAUGUCGAAGUUGAUGUUGAACCAAAUGAUAAUCCGCCAGUAGAAGAAGAAUCGGGUGAGAUUGAUGAUGAAGCAGAAGAAGAAGAAGCAGCAGUGGUAAAAACAGAUAAAGAAACAGUACAAAGAGAUGCAGAAAGAUUGGUUAAAGUAAAACAAAAAUUUGAUCAAAAAAUGACCGAAGCAUUACAAUCAGCAUUUAUGAAUGAUGAUGAUGAUGAUGAUGAUGGUGAUAAAGAAAAAGUCAAAAGUCAGGUUCAGUUAACCCAGAUUGAUGAAGAUGGUGAUGAUGAAUCUGAAUCCAAAGCAAAACAACAACAAAAAGAUUCUUCAAUGAUUUCGAAACCAGGUUUAAGUGAUGAAGAUAUACAUAAAAGAGCUGAUUAUUUACGUGCUCAAAGAGAUAAAAUAUUGAAAAAACGUCAAAAAGAACGUACAGAACGUAUUUCGAAAUAUUUGAUUAAAGAACGACAAUCAAAACAACCACCAUCAGUAUCAUUAUCAUCAACAGGAGAAAUUGCGGAAUCAGAUGCGGCGACGACGACAGCGGAUAAUAAUGGCCGCAUGUUGGCAUUUCGAAAAAGUUUAGCUGCACGUUUGAAAGCUGAAGUUGUACUUGGUGGCGGUGGUGUUGCCAAUCCUACAUCAAAAUCAUCAAAUGAAUAAAUGAAUGGAGAAAAUUUCCUUGGAACAUUUCUCGGAAAGAUUCUCGCUGCAGAGUUGUCCGCAUUUGAUGAUUUAGAAAAUCAUUUCAGAA
Molecule: messenger RNA, 1613 nt
Organism: Dermatophagoides pteronyssinus (European house dust mite)
Lineage: Eukaryota; Metazoa; Arthropoda; Arachnida; Sarcoptiformes; Pyroglyphidae
Cellular component (GO): ciliary base; axoneme
Source: RefSeq, a predicted model, not a curated record